Myotis brandtii (Brandt's bat) is the source of this 4177-nucleotide messenger RNA. RefSeq names its product ATPase, H+ transporting, lysosomal V0 subunit a1 (gene ATP6V0A1). Gene Ontology annotation, biological process: proton transmembrane transport; vacuolar acidification. The coding region runs from base 74 to 2683 and encodes 869 amino acids. NCBI's taxonomy places the organism in Eukaryota, Metazoa, Chordata, Mammalia, Chiroptera, Vespertilionidae. The transcript is spliced from 23 exons. Gene Ontology annotation, cellular component: vacuolar proton-transporting V-type ATPase, V0 domain; plasma membrane; vacuolar proton-transporting V-type ATPase complex. Gene Ontology annotation, molecular function: proton-transporting ATPase activity, rotational mechanism; ATPase binding. The record is from RefSeq and is a predicted model, not a curated record.
UUGGUAGUGGCCCCGCCGGCGGCUGGAGGUUGGAGAGAAAUCCCGGUACUCAGUGGAUGUACUUUCUGCCGCCAUGGGGGAGCUUUUCCGGAGUGAGGAGAUGACGCUGGCCCAGCUUUUCCUACAGUCAGAAGCUGCUUAUUGUUGUGUCAGCGAAUUAGGAGAACUCGGAAAGGUUCAGUUUCGUGAUUUAAAUCCAGAUGUGAAUGUUUUCCAGCGGAAAUUUGUGAAUGAAGUUAGAAGAUGUGAAGAAAUGGAUCGAAAGCUUCGAUUUGUUGAGAAAGAGAUAAGAAAAGCUAAUAUCCCAAUUAUGGACACUGGCGAAAAUCCAGAGGUGCCCUUCCCCCGGGACAUGAUUGACUUAGAGGCUAAUUUUGAGAAGAUUGAAAAUGAACUGAAGGAAAUCAACACCAACCAGGAAGCUCUGAAGAGAAACUUCCUGGAACUGACUGAAUUAAAAUUUAUACUUCGCAAAACUCAGCAGUUUUUCGAUGAGGCUGAAUUGCAUCAUCAGCAGAUGGCGGAUCCAGACCUGUUGGAAGAGUCCUCAUCCCUCUUGGAGCCAAGUGAGAUAGGAAGAGGCACACCUUUAAGACUCGGCUUCGUGGCUGGUGUGAUUAACCGGGAGCGCAUCCCUACUUUUGAGCGCAUGCUUUGGCGGGUGUGCCGGGGGAAUGUGUUCCUGCGACAGGCUGAAAUCGAGAACCCCCUGGAGGAUCCUGUGACUGGCGACUACGUGCACAAGUCUGUGUUCAUCAUUUUCUUCCAAGGUGAUCAGCUGAAAAACAGGGUCAAGAAAAUCUGUGAAGGGUUCCGGGCCUCUCUCUAUCCCUGCCCUGAGACACCCCAGGAGAGGAAGGAAAUGGCUUCUGGAGUUAAUACCAGGAUUGAGGAUCUCCAAAUGGUUUUGAAUCAAACGGAGGAUCACCGCCAGAGGGUUCUGCAGGCAGCUGCUAAGAACAUCCGUGUCUGGUUCAUCAAAGUGCGGAAGAUGAAGGCCAUCUACCACACUCUGAACCUGUGCAACAUAGACGUGACCCAGAAGUGUCUGAUUGCAGAGGUCUGGUGCCCUGUCACUGAACUUGACUCCAUCCAGUUUGCACUCAGAAGGGGCACGGAGCACAGUGGGUCCACCGUGCCCUCCAUUUUGAACAGGAUGCAGACAAACCAGACUCCCCCAACCUAUAACAAAACGAACAAGUUCACAUAUGGCUUUCAGAACAUAGUAGAUGCUUAUGGAAUUGGAACUUACCGAGAGAUAAAUCCAGCUCCAUAUACCAUCAUCACUUUCCCUUUCCUAUUUGCUGUGAUGUUUGGGGACUUUGGCCAUGGCAUUUUGAUGACCCUGUUUGCUGUAUGGAUGGUGUUAAGGGAGAGCCGGAUCCUCUCUCAGAAGAAUGAGAAUGAGAUGUUUAGCACUGUGUUCAGCGGACGGUACAUUAUUCUAUUGAUGGGUGUGUUCUCCAUCUACACUGGCCUCAUCUACAACGAUUGCUUUUCCAAGUCUCUCAAUAUCUUUGGAUCGUCCUGGAGCGUACGGCCAAUGUUCAUAUCUAAUUGGACGGAGGAGACGCUUCGGGGGAACCCUGUGCUCCAGUUGGACCCAGCUGUUCCUGGAGUUUUUGGUGGACCAUACCCUUUUGGCAUCGAUCCAAUUUGGAACAUUGCUACUAAUAAACUGACCUUCCUCAACUCCUUUAAGAUGAAGAUGUCCGUUAUCCUUGGUAUCAUCCACAUGAUGUUUGGAGUAGGUCUGAGCCUUUUCAACCAUAUCUAUUUCAAGAAGCCCCUGAAUAUCUACUUUGGGUUUAUUCCUGAAAUAAUCUUCAUGACCUCUUUGUUUGGCUACUUGGUUAUCCUUAUUUUUUACAAGUGGACGGCUUAUGACGCUCUUACAUCUGAGAAAGCACCUAGCCUUCUGAUCCAUUUCAUAAACAUGUUCGUCUUUAACUACGAGGACAUUCAUAAUUCAAUGCUAUAUUCUGGGCAGAAAGGAGUUCAGUGUUUCCUAGUUGUGGUCGCAUUGCUGUGUGUACCAUGGAUGCUACUGUUUAAACCGCUGGUCCUUCGCCAUCAGUAUUUGAGGAGGAAGCAUUUGGAAGGGCAACCUGUGGAGGCCCCAGUCAGCCCAACCCCGAGCCAACAGGGACUAGAGGCAGCAGCGGCUGCAACAGGAACUGUCAACUUUGGUGGGAUCAGGGUGGGCAACGGACCGACAGAGGAGGAUGCUGAGAUUAUUCAGCAUGACCAGCUCUCCACCCAUUCAGAAGAUGCAGAAGAGCCUACCGAGGAUGAAGCGUUUGACUUUGGAGACACGAUGGUGCACCAGGCCAUCCACACCAUCGAGUACUGCCUGGGCUGCAUCUCCAACACCGCCUCGUACCUGCGGCUCUGGGCCCUCAGCCUCGCCCACGCACAGCUGUCGGAGGUGCUGUGGACCAUGGUGAUCCACAUGGGCCUGAAGGUGAAGAGCUUGGCAGGAAGUCUGGCGCUGUUCUUCAUCUUCAUCGCCUUUGCCACCCUGACCGUGGCCAUCCUCCUGAUCAUGGAGGGCCUCUCGGCCUUCCUCCACGCACUGCGGUUACACUGGGUCGAGUUCCAGAAUAAAUUCUACAGCGGGACCGGUUUCAAGUUCCUACCCUUCUCCUUCGAGCACAUCCUGGAAGGGAAGUUAGACGAGUGAGCCCGCAUGGGGACGUGUGCCCACUGCCCUCCCCCACCCACUCCAUGGUGAUAGCUGUGCUCCUCUCGCGUGUUGGUUGUGAUCCCUGGAUUCGGGGGCAUUUGUGUCAUCCUUGCCACCCUCCCCCAGCUGCUUGUGAGAUCCGGCCCUCCCUUGGGUCUCCUGCCUCCUCAGCUGUGCAUAUUGUAGUGUAGUGAUCUAGAGAAGCUGGACUCUGGCUGUCACUCACACCACUGGGCACCAGCCUGCCCUCCAUCUCCUCCGAGCCAGACCCUCCUCUCUGUCACCUGGUGGUGACUGUGUGCAUUUCCAUAUGAGCCCAAUGCCCAGGAGCACCUUCGCCAUCCACACCCGGAUUCUGAGUUUCUGCUCCUGCCAUUCUAGUUACUGGUUGCAGUGGGGGUGCUCUUGGCACCCUUCCCUGGGGUUAGUAGGAGCAGAUCCAGGAAGAUGGUACUUAUCUCCUCUGCCUCCCACCUCCGGUCUUCAGAGCAUUUGUUAAUCAGGAAUCCAGCUGGGCCACACUAUGCAUGGCUUCUUGUCACCCCCAAGGGUCCCAAGGUACCCAACACCACCUCCCUAACCUCCACUCUAUACUCAGACCUCUCCUCCUCCCUCCCAGAAUCCCCUUCUUCCGCUCCCUCAUUUGCAUCCUGCAUGAUAGCACAGCUGGGAGAGACCCAAAACAGAGGGCCUGGCUAGCUGCUUCUCAGCCCAUUCGAGGGCCCUGGCACUGACACGUCCUCUGGGCAGAGGGUUUAAAUUGAUGCUCUUCCUGGUGCAGACCAGGACCUUUCCCCUACCCCCAAAUCAUGACUCUUGAGUGAAGGACGGUGAUCGUCAAGGCUGGUUCUCUGGCAGGCCAGCCUUGCUCUGCCACUAGUGCCCCUUCCCACUUCCACAGUGAGCCCAAGUGGGGGGAGUGAGGUCCUGGGCAGGGAGGGUCACUGUCAUUUACCGUUUGCUGAUUGGAGGCGACUGGCAGGGCUGCCAGGCAUGUGGUUGUGAGAGCUGCACAGCCCUGCCUGUGAGCUGAUGACGAGCACCCCCGAGGGGCCGGCUCCGCUGUCACCCCCACACCAGCUGUGAUCUUCGGGCCUUUUAAGCAUGUGUUGACGCAGCAGCCCUGGCUGCUUCAGCUAAAUUGAUCCAGUCACUUUCAGUGGCCGAGAUAAUCCCCUGAAUUGGCCAGGCCCUUGCCCUCUUCCACCCUGACUUUCCUGAGGGAGCUGCUCAAUUCAACCCUCCCAGGCGCGGCUGGCCUGGGUCGGGGCCACCUGCCCCAGCUGCCCCAGCCGCACCACGUGCUGGCCAGUGUGACCUGACCCAGACCUUGUGCAGAGCCCCUCCCCUGUGGUCCCCAUGGUUUACAUGAUGUGAUGAUCUUUGUUCUGUUGACAGCAGGGCUUGAAGUAGAGUUCUCUGUGUAAGGAACCCUGCCCAAGGCCCUUCUGUUCAGACAUUCCUGUGCUGAAUAAAGUGUGUUUGAGUCUA